UCCAAUGAGUGGGCUCUGUUGGCGCUGGCGGUAGACCGGGUCUGCUUCUGGGUCAACUUGCUGGUGAUUGUGGUGUCCGGACUGGGCAUGUUGAUCCCGACCUCAUUCUCGCACGAGAAGGAGGACAUAAUUCAGAUGUUUGACAAGAUUAGAGCCAACGCGUAG
This is a messenger RNA of Dibothriocephalus latus, 165 nucleotides long. The record is from the annotation of a GenBank genome assembly. NCBI's taxonomy places the organism in Eukaryota, Metazoa, Platyhelminthes, Cestoda, Diphyllobothriidea, Diphyllobothriidae.